CCGGCGGGCGCGGGGCUGCCCCUGGCGCAGCAGCCGAGCGCCGGGAGGGUCGCGAGGGAAAGGCGGCUCCCACCGAGCCCGUAGGAACAACACAAACAACUCGCGCGAAGGGGUUUGAACGGCGCGGGGCGGUUUGGUACAGAGCGAUGGGCAACGCGCAGGCGGAAGAUGAAGUAACGCUCUUUGAAAGAGAUAUGAAAGAGUUUUGGAUCCAGUUUAAAAUCAGUUAUGGCACUGAACAGAGCAAUCAGACUUCAGCGCUGAGAGAUCUGUGCAAGGAGACUAUAGAGGCUCUUUCAGAGAAAUGGUCCAAGAAGCUGAAAGAAGAGGACCUGAUGAUAGACAAAAUUCAGGAGUAUAACAAUGAGAUUCUCCAGCAGAGCAAAUACGUAGCAGAAAAGGAAGAGCAGUUGACAGAAAUAAAAUCAAAGCUAAAUCAGGAAGAAGAGCAGCAGCAGAACUUGACUGACAGCAUCCAAGAGCUUAAAGAAGAGCUGAUGAAGAAAAUGGAAAUAAAAUCUUCUAAAAAUAAAGCCACCAAGGAGAAAGUGGAACAAGUGAGCAAGAUUACAUCAUUGUUUAAAGAGCAUCUUGGAUUGGAGAUGCGUAGAAUACAGGAUGAGCAAUUACAGUUUAUAUUCAGACACAUUGACCAGAAAGAUCCUGACAAGCCUUACAUGUGUACCCUUUCCAUAAAUGAACAAGGAGACUAUGAAGUGACUUCCUGUACUCCUCCUCUGGACUGUAUUGCAGAGUUACAGCUCAAACUGAGAGAAACUAACAAUUUUUCUGCAUUUGUUGCCAACAUCAGAAAAGCUUUCACCGCUUUAUCAUAUAAACAGUCUGCGUAAAACUAGUUUGUACCUCUCUUUCUGGCUGUAGAGCACUCUUAUUUCCUUCCUGUUGGUGAAAUGGUGUAUUUAUCCAUGUCUGAUUCUUAAUUUCUAAAUAAAGAUAAUGAAAACAGUAUUUUAGUCCACUAUUAUCUAGAUACAUUUUGGAUCAUUCUUCAAACAACAAACAGUAUCACCAACUACUGCCUUAACUGAAUGUCUCUUGACGUGUAAAUUUUGAUCCAUUACAUGCAAUAAAGAAGUUAUGAUUUGUGCUUUGCUUCCCCAUGG
Messenger RNA from Cinclus cinclus, 1124 nucleotides. RefSeq names its product SPC25 component of NDC80 kinetochore complex (gene SPC25). Bases 147 to 851 code for a protein of 234 amino acids. Gene Ontology annotation, biological process: chromosome segregation. Gene Ontology annotation, cellular component: Ndc80 complex. The transcript is spliced from 7 exons. The record is from RefSeq and is a predicted model, not a curated record. Lineage: Eukaryota; Metazoa; Chordata; Aves; Passeriformes; Cinclidae.